AUGGCGACCACGUCGGUACGGCCGAAUCUCUUUCGGCGCGUUGCCGAAAAGGUGGCCGUAGAGUCCGAGCCGGGGCUGUCGAGUACCCAACUGAUGUUGACGAACCACGAUCUCAAGCCCGUCGAGCCCGAACGUCGCCAAUGGGGUCCCUGGAACUUUGUGGGAUUUUGGAUUGCCGAUUCCUUCAACAUCAACACGUGGAUGAUCUCGUCGUCUAUGAUCGUCGGGGGUCUGUCGUGGUGGCAGUCAUGGCUAUGUGUCUGGCUCGGUUACGCAAUCUCGGCUUGCUUCAUCUGUCUGACCGGUCGCAUCGGCGCCACCUACCACAUCGGUUUCCCCGUCGCGAGUCGCUCGUCGUUUGGUAUCUGGGGUAGUUUGUGGCCGGUGUUUAACCGUGCUGCUAUGGCUUGUGUUUGGUAUGGCGUGCAGUCGUACAUUGGAGGUCAUUGUGUGUACUUGAUGAUUAGAGCUAUUUGGAAAAGCUGGGAUCGGGAGACCAUCCCCAAUACCUUCGCACCAGGCUCAGGAACUACUACGGCGGACUACGCAUCAUUCUUCAUCUUUUGGGUCUGCUCGCUACCGGCAAUCUGGUUCCCCGUUCAUAAAAUCCGCCAUCUUUUUACGGUCAAGGCUUACUUUGUUCCUUGUGCUGGCAUUGCCUUUCUGAUCUGGUCUGUUGUCCGUGCAGGUGGGGUCGGGCCCAUCGUCCGGCAGCCGGCAAAAAAGACAGGAAGCGAGCUUGGGUGGGAGUUUGUUAAAGGCGUGAUGAGCUCGAUUGCGAAUUUCGCUACGCUCAUUGUGAACGACCCCGAUUUCUCCCGUUUCGCUACCAAGCCCCGCGAUGCGCUCUGGUCGCAGUUGUUCACCAUCCCCAUCGGCUUCGCCGUCACCUCCUUCAUCGGCAUCAUCGUGUCCUCCUCAUCAACCAUCAUCUACGGUGGCGACCCUAUCUGGGACCCACUAGAGCUUCUCGAGAAAUUUCUCGACGAUGGCAAUUCCGGCGAGCGUUUCGGCGUCUUCGUCAUUGCGGCCGCUUUCUCCCUCGCCCAGCUUGGCACCAACAUCGCGGCCAACUCGGUCUCCGCAGGAACGGACAUGACUGCUCUGCUUCCGCGUUACCUCAACAUCCGCCGCGGCGGAUACAUUUGUGCUGCCGUUGGUCUCGCCAUGUGUCCGUACAACUUGCUCACAUCUAGUAACAUGUUCACCACCUACUUGUCCGCCUACAGCGUCUUCCUCUCCUCGAUCGCAGGCGUCAUCAUUUCCGACUACUACAUCGUCCGUAAAGGCUUUCUCGAGGUGAAGGAACUCUACGACGGCCGCCGCAGCGGUCCCUACUUCUUUACCGCCGGUUUCCAUUGGCGCGGAUAUGCCGCGUACAUCGCGGGCAUCGCCAUCAACGUGGUUGGGUUCGCUGGCGCGGUGGGGGCAGCGGUGCCGAUCGGAGCGACGUAUCUGUACAACCUGAACUUCUUCUGCGGGUUUGGGGUGUCGGCAUUUGUGUAUUGGGCGUUGUGCAAGGUGUGGCCCGUGCCGGCGACGAGUGAUCGUUGGAUGGAGGUCGGCGAUGAGAUUGUGGACUUGCGCGUGGCGUAUGAUCACCAGAGUGAGAGCCAAGAGGAUGAGGGGAUUGAAAGUGAGAGUGCGGGUACGGGGAAGAAGGUGGUGGCGACGGAUGUUGGCAAGGCCGUGUAG
Molecule: messenger RNA, 1695 nt
Organism: Dichotomopilus funicola
Lineage: Eukaryota; Fungi; Ascomycota; Sordariomycetes; Sordariales; Chaetomiaceae
Product: permease for cytosine/purines, uracil, thiamine, allantoin-domain-containing protein
Exons: 4
Coding region: 1-1695 (564 amino acids)
Biological process (GO): nucleobase transport; transmembrane transport
Cellular component (GO): plasma membrane
Molecular function (GO): nucleobase transmembrane transporter activity
Source: RefSeq, a predicted model, not a curated record